UACUUAAAUAGACACUGACUGCGAAGUCACGUCCUGUCGAACAGUGGUUCGGAGAUACUCGGCAGUUCUAGGAAGGACAAGUCAGGAUAUUAUGAUCCACUUGUACAACUUGAUGAUCUGAUGAUUCUUAGUGGCAUCAUGGACAAGAGGCUGGAGAUUCAUUUGAUGUUUCUAGCUGCGCUGACUGUCAGUGUGUUUGGGCAGCCAAUCCGACUGGUGUCACCGCUAAACAAUGGUGUUGGGAGACUUGAGGUUUACUAUAACGACUCAUGGGGCACGGUGUGUGACGAUUGCUUUGGUGCCGAUGAAGCUAAAGUGGUCUGCAGACAACUAGGACGAUACGGACUCACACCAAGGGCGAUUCAAAGUUUCGGCUUUGGAGGAGGGAAGAUAUGGUUGGAUAAUGUGAACUGCAACGGAACCGAAUCAUCUUUGGCCAGCUGUUCUCACAGGUCAUGGGGCCUCCAUGACUGUAGUCACACUGAAGAUGUUGGCAUCAUAUGUGAUCCAAGUGACAUAACGAUGAAGCUUUCAAGCUACAAAAAGGGACUCCUUGAGGUAUUUCACUCCGGAAGCUGGGGAACAGUGUGCGAUGACUAUUUCGGCCAAGUAGAAGCUUCAGUGGUGUGCAGGGCUCUGGGGUACCAAGGAGGAAAGGUAAUCAGUGCAAGCAGUCCCAAUAAAAUGUGGCUGGAUGACGUCCAGUGCACGCUGCUGAACACAGAUCUAAAGGACUGCAAGCACCUGCCAUGGGGGACGGACAACUGUGGCGCAUCUGAGGCUGUUGGUGUUGAGUGUUUUUCAUUUCCUGAAAAGGCUACAGCAGCAAGACUUUUCUCCGCCACCAACACGCCAAGAGAAGGAGUUCUGGAGCUGUACUAUGGUGGACGGUGGGGAAGAGUCUACUACUCUGGGUUCGGAGUUGAAGAGGCAACAGUUGCCUGCAGAAUGUUGGGACACAACACCGUUGGAGCCAAAGUCAUCUAUUAUUCAAACACGGGCAACGAAUCACGAAGUGUUAUCGUAGAAAAGGUCCAUUGUCUCGGCACUGAACUCUCCCUGAACGAUUGUCUUCAUUACCCUUGGGUUAAUGUUACCUCGUCAUCAAUAGUAGUCGGAAUACAGUGUCCUGGUGCUAAUCUUCAAAUACGCUUGAACUCGACAACUCGUGGACGGGGGCGGGUAGAAGUACUACACAACAAUGUCUGGGGAACAGUCUGUAGAGGGUCGUCGUUUUCUUCACAGGAGGCACAAGUUGUGUGCAAAAUGGCAAAUCUUCCCUGUGCUUCGAGACCAAGCACUACAAGUGCAGCCACGAUGUGGAGUAUGUCUAAGGUGUCUUCCUCACCAGGCUGA
This is a messenger RNA of Haliotis rubra (blacklip abalone), 1356 nucleotides long. Its product is annotated as scavenger receptor cysteine-rich type 1 protein M130-like. The record is from RefSeq and is a predicted model, not a curated record. Gene Ontology annotation, cellular component: membrane. NCBI's taxonomy places the organism in Eukaryota, Metazoa, Mollusca, Gastropoda, Lepetellida, Haliotidae. The transcript has 10 exons. The coding region runs from base 121 to 1356 and encodes 411 amino acids.